AUGGCGCUUAUUAUCGCUUCGUCACAGGUGAUCAACAUUACAACAAACAAAGACUAUGUCUUUCAAGUGCAUCGUUAUUUUCUAGAGCGGGACUCGGAGUUCUUUCGUGAUAUGUUCACAUGUCCUCCAACAUCAGGUCUCGCGGAUGGACAAGACGAAGACUCGGCGAUACUGCUUCCAGACGUGACAGUGCAUGAACUGGAAUGUCUGAUCACUUUUCUAUAUGAAGGCGUGUAUGGACUUGCUUUUACCCUGCAAGAUUGGACGGCCUUGCUCUCAAUCUCAUCGCGCUUCCUAUUCGACAAGGUGCGCGACCGAGCAGUCAGGGAGAUCGCAGAACACGAUCCGCCACUGGGCCCUGUCGAGAGGCUGGUGCUCGCCAUAAAGCAUGACAUUCCGCAGUGGGUACAGCCUGCAUACACGGACAUCUGCGUCAGGGAGGAACCGCUGACGGAGGAAGAGGCGGACAAGCUAGGAAUGUCCAUGGUGGUUCGCCUCGCUAGAAUGAGGGAAGAACUCCUGAGGGAGCGUUCACAGACCGCGCCGUCGGUGCCCAACCGGCCGCGUUUCGCGCGUAACACGACGACUGAUUGCGGCUGUCGGUCAUGUCGACAAGAACGGCUUGCAUCCGACGAAGCAGACGAAGACACCAAGAGGGUUACCAAGAUUGUUGAAGAGGUGAUGGCCAUGCAGUGA
Messenger RNA from Postia placenta MAD-698-R-SB12, 696 nucleotides. RefSeq lists its product as hypothetical. Gene Ontology annotation, molecular function: protein binding. The coding region runs from base 1 to 696 and encodes 231 amino acids. The record is from RefSeq and is a predicted model, not a curated record. Lineage: Eukaryota; Fungi; Basidiomycota; Agaricomycetes; Polyporales; Adustoporiaceae. The transcript is spliced from 2 exons.